AUGGGGUCGCAGACGCUGCAGAUCCUCCGACAGGGGGUGUGGGCCGCGCUCAGCGGGGGCUGGUACUACGACCCGCACCAGGCCACCUUCGUGAACGCGCUGCACCUCUACCUGUGGCUCUUUCUGCUGGGCCUGCCCUUCACCCUCUACAUGGCCCUUCCUUCUUCCAUGAUUAUAGUAGCAGUUUAUUGUCCUGUGAUAGCUGCUGUGUUCAUUGUUCUGAAGAUGGUCAACUAUCGACUGCACAGAGCCCUUGAUGCUGGAGAAGUGGUAGAUAGGCGUGCAAAUGAAUUCACAGAUCAGCGAGCCAAAGCUGAGCAAGGCAACUGUUCAACCAGGAGAAAAGACAGCAAUGGACCGAGCGAUCCUGGUGGAGGGAUUGAAAUGUCUGAGUUCAUUCGCGAGGCCACCCCCCCAGUUGGUUGUAGUUCACGAAAUUCUUAUGCGGGUCUAGAUCCGAGCAACCAGAUUGGAUCUGGUUCCUCUCGUCUUGGAACAGCAGCAACUAUUAAAGGAGAUACAGACACUGCUAAGACUUCUGAUGAUAUCAGUUUGAGUCUGGGCCAGAGCUCCAGUCUUUGUAAGGAAGGAAGUGAAGAACAAGAUUUGGCAACUGAUCGGAAGCUCUUUCGUCUGGUCUCCAAUGACUCCUUCAUCUCCAUUCAGCCUUCCUUAUCCUCUUGUGGACAGGACUUACCAAGGGACUUCAGUGACAAAGCAAGCCUGCCCAGUCAUAGCCAGCACCACCACGUUGAUCAGUCUCUGUCCAGUGCCUGUGACACAGAAGUCGCUUCUCUUGUACCUUUACACUCACACUCGUAUAGGAAAGAUCAUCGGCCACGAGGUGUACCACGGACUUCUAGCUCUGCUGUGGCUUUUCCUGAUACUUCACUGAAUGACUUCCCUCUUUAUCAGCAAAGACGUGGGUUAGAUCCAGUUAGUGAGUUAGAAUCUUCUAAACCUCAUUCUGGAUCCAAAGAAUCCUUGGUGGAAAAUUCUUGUUUAUCUGGGGAAUUUCAGCUUGCUGGUGACUUGAGAAAGAGUAAUUCUCAGCCACCCACAAAAAGCGGGAAGAACAAACCUUUGAAGGCAGACAAAAGCGUGGACAGCUUGAGGAGCCUGAGUACGCGGAGUAGUGGGUCCACAGAGAGCUACUGCAGUGGGACGGACCGGGACACCAACAGCACUGUCAGCAGCUACAAAAGUGAGCAGACCAGCUCAACUCACAUCGAGAGCAUCUUGUCAGAGCAUGAGGAGUCUCCUAAAGCAGGAACGAAAAGUGGCAGGAGAAAAGAGUGCUGUGUUGACGCAGAAGACCAGAGUAGUUGUGGCAGUGACAAAAGGACUAGCAGUGAAAAGACUGCUGUGGAAGUGAGUGUGAACAGUGGGGCUCCCGAGGCCAGGGACGCCAACUCCCCCGAAGAGACGCAGAGCCAGAGAAGGCUCAGCACCUCUGCCUCGGAAGAAGCCAAUAAAAAUCCCCAUGCAAACGAGUUCACUGCCCAGGGGGACAGGCCACUUGCAAACACAGUGGAAAACAAAGAGGAGCAGAGUGAUAAGUCGGUAGUUUCGGUGGAUUCAAAAGUGUGUAAAGAUGUUGGCGGAAAGCAAAAGGAAGGAGACGUUCGCCCUAAAUCCUCCAGUGUGAUCCACCGGACGGCCUCUGCCCACAAACCGGGCAGGAGACGGACAGGGAAGAAGCGGGCCAGCAGCUUUGAUGCAAGUCGGCACAGGGACUAUGUUUCCUUUCGAGGUGUUUCUGGCACCAAACCACAUAGUGCUAUCUUUUGUCACGACGAGGACUCCAGCGAUCACAGUGACCUGAGUAGAGCGUCCAGUGUUCAGUCUGCUCACCAGUUCAGCAGUGACAGCUCUUCCAGCACCACUUCUCAUUCCUGUCAGUCUCCUGAGGGCAGGUACAGCGCGCUCAAGACCAAACACUCUCAUAAGGAAAGGGGAACAGACUCCGAACACUCACACAAAGCUCAUUUGGGUCCUGAAGCAACUGGCAAAAAGCGGGCAACACGGCGGACUUCCAGCACAAAUAGUGCCAAGACUCGUGCCCGGGUGUUGAGCUUGGACAGUGGCACAGUAGCGUGUUUGAAUGAUUCAAAUAGGCUAAUGGCACCUGAAAGUACAAAACCCUUAACCACUUCCAAAUCAGAUCUCGAGGCCAAAGAGGGAGAGGUGCUAGACGAGCUGUCUUUGUUGGGACGGGCUUCCCAGUUAGAGACGGUCACUCGAUCUAGGAAUAGCUUGCCAAGCCAGGGUGCAUUUCCUGAAGGGGAAGAGCAAGAUGCAGUCAGUGGAGCAGCACAAGCCAGCGAGGAGGCGGUGUCAUUUCGCCGUGAACGCAGCACUUUUAGGCGCCAGGCAGUUCGGCGCCGGCACAAUGCAGGGAGUAACCCCACCCCUCCUACAUUGCUCAUCGGAUCACCCCUAAGCCUUCAAGAUGGUCAGCAAGGCCUGCAGUCCACAGCCCAGGUCAAAGUCCAGUCCCGCCCCCCUUCCCAGGCUGCAGUGCUCAGUGCUAGUGCCUCCUUGCUGGUGAGAAAUGGGAGUGUCCACUUAGAAGCAUCACAUGACAAUGCAUCUGCUGUAGGCGGUAGCAGUUUGCACGAUGAACUUGGUAAGUUUUCUUCUACGCUCUAUGAGACUGGUGGCUGUGAUAUGUCACUUGUGAAUUUUGAACCAGCAGCAAGAAGAGCAUCUAAUAUCUGUGACACGGAUUCUCAUGUAUCCAGUUCUACCUCAGUUCGAUUUUAUCCACAUGAUGUGCUCUCUCUCCCACAGAUUCGAUUGAAUAGACUAUUGACCAUUGAUACAGAUUUGUUGGAGCAACAGGACAUCGAUCUAAGCCCUGACUUGGCAGCUACUUAUGGUCCAACAGAAGAAGCUGCCCAAAAGGUUAAACACUAUUAUCGCUUUUGGAUACUACCCCAGCUAUGGAUCGGCAUUAACUUUGACAGACUCACACUUUUGGCCUUGUUUGAUAGAAAUCGUGAGAUCCUGGAAAAUGUGUUAGCUGUCAUCCUGGCUAUUCUUGUGGCUUUUUUGGGAUCUAUUCUGCUCAUACAAGGCUUCUUCAGAGAUAUCUGGGUCUUCCAGUUCUGCCUGGUGAUAGCCAGCUGUCAGUACUCACUACUUAAGAGUGUUCAACCAGAUUCUUCUUCUCCUAGACAUGGUCAUAAUCGUAUCAUUGCCUACAGUAGACCAGUUUAUUUCUGUUUAUGUUGUGGUCUUAUUUGGCUCUUGGAUUAUGGUAGCAGAAACCUGACUGCAAGCAAAUUCAAAUUAUAUGGAAUAACGUUCACCAAUCCACUGGUGUUUAUAUCAGCCAGGGAUUUCGUUAUAGUGUUUACACUCUGUUUCCCAAUAGUAUUUUUCAUUGGUCUUCUGCCUCAGGUGAAUACAUUUGUAAUGUACCUUUGUGAACAGUUGGAUAUUCAUAUCUUUGGUGGUAAUGGUGAGUAUUUCUUUAUAAAAAUUAUAGCUUCACACACCGAGACUAGAUUGCAUUUUGAGAGUGAGAAGGAAAAGUCUAGUAGAAGGAAGGUAAUUGAUGGAGAUAAGCCCAAGAAGGAACUUGAGGCAGAUUCUUGGGAUGGACAGCACAUUCCAGUACUUUUCUCCAUUUUUUGUGGUUUAUUGGUGGCAGUGUCUUAUCAUCUCAGUCGACAAAGCAGUGAUCCAUCUGUACUUUUUUCUUUAGUGCAAUCCAAGAUUUUUCCACAAACAGAAGAGAAAAAUCCAGAAGACCCUCUAUCUGAAGUAAAAGAUCCAUUACCUGAAAAACUGAGAAAUUCUGUUAGUGAGCGUUUACAGUCUGACCUAGUAGUAUGCAUUGUAAUUGGUGUGCUGUACUUUGCUAUACAUGUGAGCACAGUCUUUACAGCAUUGCAGCCUGCUCUCAAGUAUGUGCUGUAUGCCUUGGUUGGCUUUGUGGGGUUUGUAACCCAUUACGUCCUGCCUCAAGUUAGAAAACAGCUACCGUGGCACUGUUUCUCUCAUCCCCUGCUGAAGACAGUGGAGUAUAACCAGUAUGAAGUUCGAAAUGCAGCCACUAUGAUGUGGUUUGAGAAGCUUCAUGUGUGGCUUCUUUUUGUGGAGAAGAAUAUCAUCUACCCAUUGAUUGUUCUCAAUGAACUUAGUAGCAGUGCAGAGAAAAUUGCAAGUCCAAAGAAGUUGGAUACAGAAUUAGGUGCUUUAAUGAUCACCAUUGCCGGCUUGAAGUUGCUGCGAUCCUCGUUCAGCAGCCCCACAUAUCAGUAUGUCACAGUCAUCUUUACUGUGCUCUUUUUCAAAUUUGACUAUGAAGCUUUUUCAGAAACCAUGCUGUUGGAUCUCUUCUUCAUGUCUAUACUCUUCCACAAGCUUUGGGAACUCCUUUAUAAACUGCAGUUUGUGUAUACUUACAUCGCCCCAUGGCAGAUCACAUGGGGUUCUGCUUUCCACGCUUUUGCUCAGCCCUUUGCAGUGCCCCAUUCAGCCAUGUUGUUUAUUCAGGCUGUGGUGUCAGCCUUCUUCUCCACUCCACUGAACCCCUUUCUGGGAAGUGCAAUAUUCAUCACUUCAUAUGUUCGACCUGUGAAAUUCUGGGAGAGAGACUAUAAUACAAAACGAGUGGAUCAUUCAAAUACCAGAUUGGCUUCCCAGCUUGACAGAAAUCCAGGAUCAGAUGACAACAAUCUGAAUUCCAUCUUCUAUGAGCAUCUAACUAGAUCCCUGCAACACAGUCUGUGUGGCGAUUUGCUGCUAGGACGGUGGGGAAACUACAGCACAGGGGACUGUUUCAUCCUUGCCUCUGACUAUCUCAAUGCGUUAGUACACCUCAUAGAGAUAGGCAACGGUCUGGUCACUUUUCAGCUACGGGGACUUGAAUUCAGAGGCACCUACUGUCAACAACGGGAAGUAGAGGCCAUUACUGAAGGGGUCGAGGAAGAUGAAGGGUUUUGCUGUUGUGAACCUGGCCAUAUUCCUCAUGUGCUUUCAUUUAAUGCUGCGUUUAGCCAGCGCUGGUUAGCUUGGGAAGUGAUAGUCACUAAAUAUAUUCUUGAGGGUUACAGCAUCACUGAUAAUAGCGCUGCUUCUAUGCUUCAAGUCUUUGAUCUUCGGAAAGUACUCACCACUUACUAUGUCAAGGGUAUCAUUUACUAUGUUACAACCUCCUCCAAGUUAGAGGAGUGGCUGGCUAAUGAGACAAUGCAGGAAGGACUGCGUCUGUGUGCAGAUCGAAAUUAUGUUGACGUGGACCCAACAUUUAAUCCCAACAUCGAUGAAGACUAUGACCACCGGCUGGCAGGCAUAUCCAGGGAGAGUUUCUGUGUGAUUUACCUCAACUGGAUAGAGUACUGCUCUUCCCGGAGAGCAAAGCCACUGGAUGUGGAUAAAGAUUCAUCCCUGGUGACCCUUUGUUAUGGGCUCUGUGUUCUGGGACGGAGAGCUUUGGGGACUGCAUCCCAUCAUAUGUCCAGUAAUUUAGAGUCAUUCCUCUAUGGAUUGCAUGCCCUAUUUAAAGGAGAUUUCCGUAUUUCUUCAAUUCGAGAUGAAUGGAUCUUUGCUGACAUGGAAUUGCUAAGAAAAGUAGUAGUCCCUGGAAUUCGUAUGUCCAUUAAACUUCAUCAGGAUCAUUUCACGUCUCCAGAUGAGUACGAUGACCCCACUGUGCUCUAUGAAGCCAUUGUAUCUCAUGAAAAAAACCUCGUAAUAGCCCACGAGGGGGACCCUGCGUGGCGGAGCGCAGUCCUUGCCAAUUCUCCCUCCCUGCUUGCUCUGCGGCACGUCAUGGAUGAUGGCACCAAUGAAUAUAAAAUCAUCAUGCUCAACAGACGCUACCUGAGCUUCAGGGUCAUUAAAGUGAACAAAGAAUGUGUCCGAGGUCUCUGGGCAGGGCAACAGCAGGAGCUGGUUUUUCUGCGUAACCGUAACCCAGAGAGAGGUAGCAUCCAAAAUGCAAAGCAAGCCUUGAGAAACAUGAUAAACUCAUCUUGUGAUCAACCUAUUGGCUACCCCAUCUUUGUCUCACCCCUGACAACUUCUUAUUCUGACAGCCAUGAACAACUCAAAGAUAUUCUUGGGGGACCCAUCAGCUUGGGAAAUAUCAGAAACUUCAUAGUGUCCACAUGGCACAGGCUAAGGAAAGGUUGUGGAGCUGGGUGCAACAGUGGUGGCAAUAUCGAAGACUCUGAUGCUGGAGGUGGGACUUCCUGCACGACUACUAAUGCCACAACUGCCCAUGAUCCGCACAGCAGCAUGUCCCAGGGAAGCACUGGGAAUCCUGGGCAGGGGCCAGGAGCAGGACUCCAUCCACCUGUCACAUCUUACCCUCCAACACUAGGCACCAGCCACAGCUCCCACUCUGUGCAGUCAAGCCUGGUCCGACAGUCCCCUGCCCGGGCCUCAGUCGCCAGCCAGUCUUCCUACUGCUACAGCAGCCGGCACUCGUCCCUCCGCAUGUCCACCACGGGCUUUGUGCCUUGUCGGCGCUCUUCCACCAGUCAGAUAUCGCUUCGAAACUUGCCGUCAUCCAUCCAGUCCCGCCUGUCGAUGGUGAACCAGAUGGAGCCCUCCGGUCAGAGCGGUGUGGCCUGUGUGCAGCACGGCCUCCCUUCCUCCAGCAGCUCCAGCCAGAGCAUCCCAGCCUGCAAACAUCACGCUCUCGUGGGCUUUCUCGGGACAGAGGGAGGUCAGAAUGGUGCCAGUGAUGCACAGCCAGGCAGCACCUUGAGUCCUGCCAAUAACUCACAUCCCAGAAAGGGGGAGGUGAUUUACAGAGUCCAAAUUGUGGAUCCCACUCAAAUUCUGGAAGGAAUCAACCUGUCAAAAAGGAAAGAACUUCAGUGGCCUGAUGAGGGAAUUCGGUUAAAAGCUGGGAGAAAUAGCUGGAAAGACUGGAGUCCUCAGGAGGGCAUGGAAGGCCAUGUUAUUCACCGAUGGGUGCCUUGCAGCCGAGAUCCAGGAACUAGAUCCCACAUCGACAAGGCAGUGCUUCUGGUCCAGAUUGAUGAUAAAUACGUGACUGUCAUUGAAACUGGGGUACUAGAACUUGGGGCUGAAGUGUGAGCCAGUGUUUUAAAACUGCGCGUUUCUUUUUCCCUCUCGAUUCCAAGACGCUGGAAAAAGAGAGGAGCAAUUGGAAGAUGCCUGCAGGCAUCACUUUGCCGUCUGUGGGAGAGACUUGAAAACAGUGAGCUUGGUUCAGCACCUCUCCUUUGCCAUUCACCCUGACUCCUGUCACUGUUUCCAUCUCCAAAUAAAGCUGAAAUAUUUUUUUAAGUUAGCUGCCGAGAAAAGAUUUUGCAUGAAGGAUAAAAUUCUGUUAAAAUACAUCCUUUAAAAAAGUUUUUCCUAUGCAUUGCCUAUGCUUUAAAUCAACAAACUCUUCAUUUCUAAACUAUGAUCUCAUAUUUUUCUAAUUUCUUUGCCAAAAAUAAUUGCCAUGUUUUGUCACAGAACAUGAAAUCCAUCUACCUUGAUUUUUAAAAACAGACCAGUGUAAAAAUGUUCAGUUUGACAUAUAGCAGUAUAAAAGUUUAAUGUACAGUGAAAGAGACUAUGAACAGACAUAGAUUUAUCUUAUUCCUUGAGCGCUAAAAACUUUAAUGAAAAAAAAACUGCACUAAUUUUUUUACAACAAUGCACUAAAGUCUGAGAUUUCUCAGAACAUUUAUUUAUAUAUAAAAUAAAAUACCAUUAUUUAAAUUGCCUUUGGAAUUAACCCCUCCCCUUUCCUUAUAAACUUAGGUAGCAGAAGCUGCACUGCUCAUUUUUCUCUUAUAGUCUGUACUUGACGUGAGUAUGUUGGACGUUUUCUUUAAAAUGAAUAUGAAAUCUCAAGAUGCACACAGCUUCGUCAUUGACAUUUCCCGGAGCUACCAGUCAGUGACUCGGUCACGUGAACACCACUGCCAGCUACCGUGUCCCCAGUUCAGAGGGAGCAGCUCUGCGGGGAUCAGUUCUGGGAAGAAAACACUUCGGCUUUUCAAAGAAGAAGAUGAACAUCCAGGAAUUUAAAGAAAGAAUCAAUUGCCCUUUAUUUAUUUUUCAGAAUUCCUAGUUCUCAAAGAUAUUUACAUGCAGUUCAGUUAAUCAAGUAAACUUUUUUUCAAACACAUUU
This is a messenger RNA of Otolemur garnettii (small-eared galago), 8116 nucleotides long. It is a transcript of the gene PCNX1, whose product is annotated as pecanex homolog 1. Gene Ontology annotation, cellular component: membrane. The transcript has 36 exons. The record is from RefSeq and is a predicted model, not a curated record. Bases 1 to 7062 code for a protein of 2353 amino acids. Lineage: Eukaryota; Metazoa; Chordata; Mammalia; Primates; Galagidae.